AGGAAAAGGCGACAAAAAUGUAAUUUUUGAGUUGCCAACCCCAGGAAUUUAGUGAUGCAACAUCUGGGGGGGGGGGUGUCUGGCUAGCAGUCUUUGUUUGGGAGACAAAAUAAAAAGGUCUAUGAAUACAAAAAAAGCUUAGCGCAAAAUAAGUCUGUUCUCUACAGUUCCGUUUAGAAUAACGAGAAAUUUUUUGCCAUGUGAAAAUAUUUUCAACAGAGAAUCUAGGGCUAGUAUCAGGUGAUUGAGUGAAAUAAUAGUUUGCGCCAUGAUCUAAUUCAUCAUGGACCCAUAGUUGUUACAUCACAAAUAAGAUCGUUGUUAUUCUGACCUUCACAAGCGUAUCGUGUAAUUCUUCAGAAGUUGACCACACAAUUCUUCCCACUUGAGUAGGGGAUAUAAUUUUCCUGUUAUGAAAUGCACCUCUACAAACAACACGCGUUGCAUAAAAAAGGAUAAAACUAAUUUUUAGUUUGUAUUGUCGGAUUUUCAACCUUUACUUUAUUGGUGAGUAAGCGGCCCACCUGGUACCAUUAGGAUGAAUAAAAUGUGUCAGUAUAUGUGCAAGACAAUGCAAUCUAUUUCCAUGUGCUAUCCACGUCAUAUAGAUCUACAGGAAGGAAAACUUAGCAUGACGCCGUAGUUUACAUAUGAAUUGGCAGAAAAUGUCGCUUUGGUAGGGCCCAAGGUUGUGAUUGAAUGGAUUUAUGAAUUAUGGCGAAUAUUAUAAUACAAUCCCAAUAACAGUUUCCGAUGUCCCUGUGUUCCGACUGACGUAAUAUGCAGGAAAAGCCUUUGAAUUUUCAUUGAAUACUUGCAGGAUAGUAGGGUACGUGACCGCAAAUAUUGAAAAUAAAGAAACAGACAUGUUUAUAUAAACCGCGGACACUUGUGAAGCCCGUUUUAAUAAUGGGCGACGAUUUCAGCAAAUCGGACGCGCAUUUACAGUAUAACUAACACACCUGGUGAAAAGUAUCAGCUUACCGCAAGUGUAUGUUUGAAGGAUCAAUCGCGAUCGAGUUAGCUUAGUGUAAGAUUGCAGUCAAUCACAGUAAGAAGCAUGUUAAAUUUCCUUCGCAAUCACGUUCGUCCUUACUGGAGGGGCAUUAUUGCUGUUUCGGCUCCUCUUUUACUUUUGCCGCUACCGAUUACUGGAGUAAAGGAGGCCCAAUGCGGAUACACGAUUAUGAUUAUGGCGAUUUACUGGAUGACGGAAGCACUUCCUCUACCCGUUACAAGUUUGAUUCCGGUGGUUGCAUUACCUCUUUUUGGAAUAAUGGAAACCGGCGACGUAUCCACUGCAUAUAUGAAGGAUACCAACAUGAUGUUUAUUGGUGGCCUCAUCCUGGCCCUUGCCAUUCAGUUUUGCAAUUUGCAUAAAAGAGUCGCACUGGCUGUACUUCUUCUUGUCGGUGCUAAACCGAGAUGGUUGUUAGCCGGAUUCAUGGGGACGACAGCUUUUCUCUCGAUGUGGAUCUCUAACACGGCCACAACUGCGAUGAUGGUCCCAAUUGUCGACGCUGUUGCUGCUGAGUUAUACAAGGAUGAUGACGAAGAAAUGGUGAGAACUAUCUCUCACGCCACUAUCACCACUAACUGUGGCAGCAUUGAAGAACUGGUACCGUCCGAUUCGAACGAAAGCAGAAGAACAUCAGCCGAGGCCGAAAAAGAACGAAAAAGAAAAAUCCGAGCUGGAAUAAUGAUUUCAACAUCAUAUUCCUCCGUUAUCGGUGGGACAGGUUCUUUGAUUGGAUCUUCCCCACAGUUAGCACUUAAAGGAAUAGUUCAAGAGAUUUUCGGACAAACAGAAUUGAAUUUCGCAAGCUGGAUUGCAUUCAAUGUUCCCGGAAUGUUAUUCAACUUGUUCUUCACUUGGGUUUGGCUUCAAGUCAUCUUCAUUGGAUCAGGGAAGCAGAGUAAGUCCGAUGGAGGGAGAGAUAAGGAAGUGAUUAAAGUGAUUCGUCAGAAGUUCAAAGAUCUUGGUCCUAUGACGUUCCACGAAGCCGCAGUUCUCAUUCUGUUUAUCAUCUGCGUUUUGCUAUGGUUCUUCCGCGACCCGGGAUUCAUUCCUGGCUGGGCCGAAUUAUUUGGAAACGCCAAAAAUGUUGAUGACGCAACUGCUGUUAUGCUUAUCGUUCUCUUAUUGUUCGCCAUUCCCUCUAAGCCAACAUUUUGGUGUUUACGUCCCAAAGAAGCAUCAUCAGAAUCUGUUGAUGUCCCACCGAAAUCUAGUCCUGCUCUUUUAGAUUGGAAAUACGUUCAAGAUAGGCUCCCGUGGGGAGUCAUCCUUCUCUUAGGUGGAGGAUAUGCUUUAUCCGAUGCCACUAAAAAAUCUGGUUUAUCUGACUGGAUUGGUAAGCAGUUGGCUGGUAUGAUAGUUUUGCCUCCGUUCGUCAUCAUGUUAGUUGUAUGUAUCAUCACGGCGGGAGUUACAGAAGUUGCCUCUAACACGGCGGUUGCCAACAUUUUUCUUCCAAUUCUUGCCGACACGGCGACAGCAAUUCAAAUCAAUCCGCUCUACUUCAUGGUACCAGUUACAGUCACUUGCUCUUAUGCCUUUAUGCUCCCGGUGUCGACUCCACCCAACGCAAUUGCUUUCGCAGCUGCUAAAAUGAAACCAGACGAAAUGAUGAAAGCGGGCUGGUUUAUUAAAUUGGUCUGCGUUGUUGUGAUAUGCGUCACGAUGGAAACGUGGGGUAAUGUUGUAUUCGGCAGCAAACAUUUUCCGAUAUGGGCGAACGUCACAACUUCCGGUUUGUCUCAAUCUGUUUCCCGAUGCGCCGAUUCGUCCAUUCCGUUCACGUCUCCGAAUUCAUCUGACUUGAUUCACAGGAGUUAAAUUUCGAGAUUUUCCUUACAGUGCAAAAAAAAGCCUAGAUCACAGAUAAUUUUGUAAUUUUCCUCUAUGACUUUUAUUUUUGUAAUCCAAAAAUUUCGAGGAUAGUUUGAUAAAUUAAUCUGUAAUAAACGUUAUU
Molecule: messenger RNA, 2975 nt
Organism: Daphnia pulicaria
Lineage: Eukaryota; Metazoa; Arthropoda; Branchiopoda; Diplostraca; Daphniidae
Product: solute carrier family 13 member 5-like
Exons: 13
Coding region: 1061-2839 (592 amino acids)
Biological process (GO): monoatomic anion transmembrane transport; citrate transport
Cellular component (GO): membrane
Molecular function (GO): succinate transmembrane transporter activity; citrate transmembrane transporter activity
Source: RefSeq, a predicted model, not a curated record